Molecule: messenger RNA, 370 nt
Organism: Rubroshorea leprosula
Lineage: Eukaryota; Viridiplantae; Streptophyta; Magnoliopsida; Malvales; Dipterocarpaceae
Source: the annotation of a GenBank genome assembly
GACAAUCUUGAUGACGAUGGCCAAUCGAUUCACUAUUUUCAAACACCGCUCUCAAGAAGAUGGAAGCCAAGGUAAAGGAAGAAAAAGAAGAGACAAAUCUCAUGAAGAACAAUCUGGCAGAGACAAAAGCGAUGAUGGAAGAGAUGGAGUCAAUGCUUAACCAACUGAAGGGAGGAGUUUAUGCUAUGAGGAACUGGAUGCAGAUAACUUAAUAUUGUAUUGCUAUACUGAAACUACCAUUGUUGAGUUGCUUCAACUGGCUUUGUGCAGUGCAUAAUCUGUUGUGUGUCGCAAUAGUCUUUAUUCAUGUGAGUGCUGGCCAUGUUUCUUUGAUGUUGGGGAUUGGUGGCAAUAAAGAAUGGAAGGCUGG